UGGUUCCUCUCUCUCCUGCGGAGUGAUGACAGUAGAUCUAUCUGUUUCCUGUCUUUACCAUGAUCUUCAGUCGAAGUGGAGAGGAGGCUUCUGCAGGAUGAUGGACUACAGCCUCCUCCUCUGUUUGAACGCUCUUCUCUUUUGUUGCUGCUCCUCUUCACGGACAAACUUCGUCCUCCUUUUCGCAGACGACUUGGGUUUCGGGGACUUGGGGUGUUAUGGACAUCCGAGUUCAGUCACUCCGAACCUGGACCGUCUGGCAGCGGGAGGACUCCGGUUUACUGAUUUCUACUGCACCAGCCCGGUCUGCAGCCCGUCCAGGGCAUCAUUGCUGACCGGUCGCUAUCAGACCCGCUCGGGAAUCUACCCAGGAGUGUUGUACCCGAGCUCGAUAGGCGGCCUGCCUCUGAACGAGACCACUAUCGCUGAAGUGUUGAAACCUCUGGGUUAUGCUACUGCUGCCAUCGGGAAGUGGCACUUAGGAGUCGGUGCAGACGGGGAGUUUCUUCCAACCAGGCAGGGUUUUGACCAGUAUCUAGGGAUCCCCUACUCCCAUGACAUGGGACCCUGUUGGAACCUGACCUGUUUUCCUCCUGAUGUAAAGUGUGUUGGACUGUGUGAUAUCGGCACUGUAACUGUCCCACUAAUGCACAAUGAGAUCAUCAAACAGCAACCAGUCAACUUCCUCGAUCUGGAAAGGGCUUACCGUGACUUUGCGACCGAUUUUAUUUCAACGUCAGCCAAGAAAAAACAACCGUUCUUCCUCUACUAUCCUUCCCACCACACCCACUACCCGCAGUAUGCAGGUCCAGGGGCAGCAGGGAGGACUUCAAGGGGCAAAUUUGGAGAUGCUCUUCUGGAGUUUGACAACACAAUAGGGAACAUACUGACAACAUUGGAGAAGAUGGGAGUGCUCAACAACACACUCAUCUUCUUCACUUCAGACAACGGGCCUGAACUGAUGCGUAUGUCCCGCGGAGGUAACGCCGGUCUUCUGAAAUGUGGAAAAGGUACCACGUAUGAGGGAGGCAUGAGAGAGCCGGCUAUCGCUUUCUGGCCCGGGACCAUCAGGCCAGGUGUUACUCAUGAAAUAGCCAGCACUCUUGAUAUCCUCCCCACAAUCGCAAGCUUGGCAGGAGCCUGUCUCCCCCAAGUGGUGCUGGAUGGGGUCGAUAUGACUGAAAUGCUCGUCCACCAAGGGAAGAGUAAGCGGGGGACGAUGAUGUUUUACCCCACAGAUCCGAGUGAGAAGUACGGCAUGUUUGCUCUCAGGUUAGGGAAGUACAAGGCCCACUUCUAUACUCGAGGUGCGACCCACAGUGGCACCACCCCAGACCAAGACUGCCCAGUGUUUGCGCUCCUCAAGGCCCACGACCCCCCUCUGGUUUUUGACCUGGAGGCCGACCCCUCGGAGAACUACCCUCUUUCCCCGGAGGAGAGACCCGACCUCCAAGCUCUGCUGGAGAGAAUCAAAAAGGUGAAGGAGCAGUUUGAGGCGUUCAUGGUGUUCGGAGAGAGCCAGAUAUCGAAAGGAGAAGACCCCAAUCUGGAGCCUUGCUGCAAUCCUCAGUGCAGCCCCAGGCCCAGCUGCUGCCGGUGCUGAUGGGAAGAAAUAAAUUCUCUUGUGUGUUAAUAAAGACAAGGUGGGAAAGUGUGGAGGUAUUGCACUAAUUGUUGAGACAGCUAAGCUUUAAUUACUGUUCAUGCUGAGAAGUAAUAAAACAAUCAAUCUGUUUCCUCAAUGAGGGGACUUUUUUCUUACUGUUGCUACUGAAUACACUUAAAGUUAGUGUGUAACAAUAUACUUAUAUAUACAUGUUUCUUCACAGGUACAGUUUGAAUAAAUGUUUAAUUAUCUCA
Labrus bergylta (ballan wrasse) is the source of this 1860-nucleotide messenger RNA. It is a transcript of the gene arsa, whose product is annotated as arylsulfatase A. The record is from RefSeq and is a predicted model, not a curated record. Gene Ontology annotation, molecular function: arylsulfatase activity. NCBI's taxonomy places the organism in Eukaryota, Metazoa, Chordata, Actinopteri, Labriformes, Labridae.